AUGGCUCGUUACGCUCUCGCUUUGACUGCGCUCUUCGCAAUUGCUCAAGCUAUCACCAUCACCUCCCCAUCUACCAACGGAGAAUGGGAUCUCAGCGAGGGAGCUCAAAGUAUCACCUGGACUUCAGUCUCCACUGAUCCCCAAACCGUCGAUAUCUACCUCGUCCACAUGGCAUCCAACCCACCUCUCAGCGAUGUUCUCUUCACCAAUGUCGAUAUCAGCAAGGGAUCUGAGAGUGUUACCGGUCUCCAAUUGCCAACCGGUGGCAACUACCAAAUCAACUUCGUUAGCCCAGGAAAGGCAGAGCAAAUCUUGGCUCAAUCUCAACAAUUCACCGUCAAUGGAGUAGCCUCCAGUGCAAGCAGCACACUUGCAGGUUAUACUGGAUCCGCUUCCGCUUCUUCUACUACCUCCACCCGUACUUCCACCUUCACCUCUACCGGUUCAUCCACCACUGUUACCGGUACCACUACCUCCACUGGAACUGGCUUGGUUACCUCUGCCUCCGCUGCUAGCCAAACCUCUUCCGGCGCAUCUUCUUCCUCCAGCUCCAAGGCAUCUGCAUCUGGUAACGGAGCUGCUGCUACUGGUAUCCCAAUGGUCGGACUUUUGGCUGGUGCCGCUGCUCUUUUCUUGUAA
Molecule: messenger RNA, 639 nt
Organism: Botrytis sinoallii
Lineage: Eukaryota; Fungi; Ascomycota; Leotiomycetes; Helotiales; Sclerotiniaceae
Exons: 2
Coding region: 1-639 (212 amino acids)
Source: RefSeq, a predicted model, not a curated record